Molecule: messenger RNA, 852 nt
Organism: Aureococcus anophagefferens
Lineage: Eukaryota; Pelagophyceae; Pelagomonadales; Pelagomonadaceae
Gene: ABC11
Exons: 1
Molecular function (GO): ATP binding; ATP hydrolysis activity
Source: RefSeq, a predicted model, not a curated record
AUGAAGAAGAAGCACGGCUACGAGCGGCAGAAGCGCGCGUCCUUCGCGGGCCUCACGACGAAGUCGAGCAAGCUCCUGCGCACGGCGCCCGUGGAGCACAAGGAGAACGCGCCCCCCUUGCUCGUCUGGCACCGGCUGAACCUGAGCUACGGCCCGUCCGCGCCCGUCAUCGUCAACUGCAGCGGCGCCGUGGACCGGGGCAACUUCGUGGCGGUCCUGGGCCCGAGCGGCUCGGGCAAGACGUCGCUCAUCGACCUCCUCUCGUCGCGGAAGACGACGGGCUACUUCACGGGCGUCCUCCGGCUCGAUGGCCUGCCGUUCACGCAGUCGCGCGUGCGCCACAGCAGCGCCUACAUCCCGACGAUCCAGGCCUUCCCCGCGCUCCUCACGGUGCUCGAGACGCUCACCUUCGUCGCGCGGCUCCGGUGCCCGCGGUCCGUGUCCGACGCCGAGGUCGCGGAGAACUCGACGGAUCUCCUCGACGAGUUCGGCCUCGCGUCCAAGGCUUCGGAGUACGUCGGCGGCACGCUCGCGAGCGGCCAGGUCGUCAAGGGCCUGAGCGACGGGCAGAAGCGCCGCCUGGCCAUCGCGCGCGGCGUCAUCUCGCGGCCGUCCGUCGUCUUCGCCGACGAGCCGACGCGGGGUCUGGACGCGGGCGCGACGCUGAGCGUCAUGAAGCUCCUGGGCGACCUCGCGCGGACGGCGAACAUCGGCGUGCUCUGCACGAUCCACCAGCCCCACCAGACCAUCUGGAAGAUGUUCGACCGGGUCUACUUCCUCUCCGCGGGCUACGUCAUGUACGACGGCCCGGCGGCCGACGCCGUGCCGUGGUUCGGCGGUUUGGGGUAUUUC